AAAUGCACCGCCCCCUAAUAAACUAUUUAAAAAGUACUGGUAUAAGUGAGAGAAUUUAGUAAUCUAUAGUACGAAUAACUAGUAUAUAGCUAUUUAUCUCUUUAUUUUCUUUUAUUUAUGCAGUAUUGUUUUGGUAUUAUUAAUAUUAGUGUUUUUUUCUAUUUAAUUUUAGUAUUAUUAUUAUUAUUAUUAUUAUUAUUAUUUAUUUUACUAUUAUUAUUUUUUCCUGCCAAUCUAAUGCCCAAACUCCAGCCCAAUAGGUGGCGGUAAUGCACCUUUAGUGGUUUGCCAACCGCCAUUAAAAACAAAACGAAGAAGAAGAAGAAGCGUCAUUUUAUGUUACACUUCCGGGUAAGUAUCACUGGUAAAAGUUUCUGAUUGGACUUUAAGUGAUAUCCCGUUAGGGCGUUGUUGUGGGACGUUUCUGAUUGGUUUGGUACGAGUUGUUGUUAAAUGUGAUUGGCUGGGCAGCUUGGUUACUGUCUGUCUGUAUGUUUGGAAGCUAACAGACGCGCACAAGGUCAGAUCACAUCAUUAUUAUAUCUGCUUUAUUAACACCUUCAGCAGUCUGAAUUCUGUUAAACACUCAGCGGUAUAUAAUGGAUAAAACAUUCUCAUGAAUACUUCCGUGUUGAUGCCUGAGCAGUUUAGCGCCUACCUGGGUCACCUGACUCAACUGUUCGUGUGUGUGUCAUGAGUGACUAAUCCGGCGUACACGGGUACAGCAUGUUGACCGCAGGAAAAGCCUGCGCCUCUCUGGCGGCUAAGCGGCUGCUGGCUGUGUCUGGUUCUGCGCCCGCAGUGCUGGACCUGCCGUGCCGCUCCAGACUCUUUCACACAUCCAGAUCACGCCAAGGUGAUGUGGAGCUUCACGAGGCUUGGGCCACUCUGGCUAAGAAACAGCUUAAAGGGAAAAACCCCAAAGAUUUGAUCUGGCACACUCCGGAGGGCAUCUCCAUCAAACCUGUGUACACUCAAGCUGACACGGCGGCGGUUAGCGAUGAGCUGCCUGGGGUAUUCCCCUACUCCAGAGGGCCCUACCCUACCAUGUACACAUACAGACCCUGGACCAUUAGACAGUACGCUGGCUUCAGCACAGUGGAGGAGAGCAACAAGUUUUACAGGGACAAUAUCAAAGCGGGCCAGCAAGGCCUGUCAGUGGCCUUCGACCUCCCCACACACAGAGGCUACGAUUCGGACAAUCCCAGAGUGCACGGCGACGUGGGCAUGGCCGGAGUGGCCAUCGACACGGUGGAGGACAUGAAGAUGCUGUUUGACGGAAUUCCUCUAGAGAAGAUGUCCGUGUCCAUGACCAUGAACGGCGCGGUGAUUCCCAUCCUGGCCAUGUUCAUUGUGACGGGGGAGGAACAGGGCGUAGACAAGGCCAAACUCACCGGCACCAUCCAGAACGACAUCCUCAAAGAGUUCAUGGUCCGAAAUACGUACAUUUUUCCUCCAGAGCCCUCCAUGCAUGCCAUCGCUGACAUAUUUGCCUACACUUCAAAGAACAUGCCCAAGUUUAACUCCAUCUCAAUCAGUGGCUACCAUUUACAAGAGGCCGGGGCUGACGCCGUCCUGGAGCUGGCCUACACCAUUGCUAAUGGACUGGAGUACUGCAGAACCGGCCUAAAGGCAGGCCUCACCAUUGAUGAAUUUGCACCCAGGUUGUCUUUCUUCUGGGGUAUUGGUAUAAACUUUUAUAUGGAGAUAGCCAAGAUGAGAGCUGCACGGCGUCUCUGGGCUACGCUGCUUAAAGAAAAGUUCCAGCCCAAGAACUCCAAAUCUCUACUUUUAAGGACUCACUGUCAGACAUCAGGAUGGUCUUUGACUGAGCAGGACCCCUACAACAACGUGAUCCGUACAGUGAUCGAGGCCAUGGCUGCAGUGUUUGGAGGUACACAGUCUCUGCACACCAACUCUUUUGAUGAGGCACUGGGUUUGCCCACGGUGAAGAGCGCCCGUAUCGCCCGCAACACCCAGAUCAUCAUCCAGGAGGAGUCUGGAAUCCCGAAAGUGGCCGACCCCUGGGGAGGCUCUUACAUGAUGGAGACGCUUACAGAUGAUGUGUACAAUGCAGCCCUCAAGUUCAUCAAUGAGAUUGAGGAGAUGGGAGGAAUGGCUCGAGCAGUGGCUGAGGGAAUCCCGAAGCUGCGAAUUGAGGAGUGUGCUGCACGCAGACAAGCUCGUAUCGAUUCAGGCUCUGAGGUCAUUGUGGGGGUCAACAAGUAUCGUCUUGAGAACGAAGAGACGGUGGAAGUUCUGGCCAUUGAUAACACUAUUGUGCAACAAAAGCAGAUUGAGAAACUCCAUAAGGUGAGGGAGAGCCGAGACGGCGAGGCGGCAAAAAGGUGCCUGGCUGCUAUACAGCGAUGUGCUCAAACCAGGGAUGGAAAUCUGCUGGAGCUGGCUGUGGAGGCUGCCAGGGCGAGGUGUUCUGUGGGUGAGAUCACGGAUGCGAUGAAAGCUGUUUUCGGGGAGCACAAGGCCAGCACACGCAUGGUGAGCGGAGCGUACCGCAGCGAGUACGGCGAGCACGACGAGAUCACCCUCACACACAGUCGGGUCGUGCGGUUUAAGAAGCAUGAAGGCAGAAAUCCUCGUCUGCUGGUUGCCAAAAUGGGACAGGAUGGACAUGACAGAGGGGCAAAGGUCAUCGCUACGGGAUUUGCUGACCUGGGCUUUGAUGUGGACAUUGGACCACUUUUUCAGACCCCACGAGAGGUGGCUCAGCAGGCUGUCGAUGCAGACGUGCAUUGCGUGGGUGUCAGCACACUGGCGGCCGGACACAAGACCCUCGUCCCUGAGCUCAUUAAAGAAUUGCGCAACCUAAACCGACCAGACAUCCUGGUCAUUUGCGGUGGAGUCAUCCCCCCACAGGACUACGAGUUUUUGUAUGAGCGUGGCGUCUGCUGUAUCUUUGGUCCCGGGACCAGAAUCCCUCAAGCCGCAGUGGAGGUCAUCGACAACAUAGAGAAGAAUCUGGACAAGAAUCGCCAAGCUAUGUAAUUGGAACUGAAUAAUACUUUGUGCACUUCUUAUGAUUGUGUUUGAUUUCAUACAAGUUGUAGCAAUUCGAUGAGUUUGUGGUUAUUAAGCAUUACUCUGUCACUGUUUCAUAUUCCACCACUGCUUUACUUGAGAGAUUACAGUAAAAAUCUGUGUCCUGGAAUAGUGUGAUUAUUCUAAAGAUGGGUCUGGGUUACUUUACAUAAUCAUUAAGAAUGGGUCAUGAAAUAACCAUUUAUUUAUCAUCAUUGUCACGAACCUCGAAUCGGCAAGGAAGCAGAAGCGGGCGGCAGGUGUAGAGCGUGGUAUCGGGAAGUUCAAGAAACGUAGUCGUAAGACAGGCAAUGGUCAAGCGAUCGGACGAACAACACAAACGGGGUCAGGCAGAGAGCGUAGUCGAAACCGGAAACAGGGGUCGAGGAUAACGAGAAGACUAACUAACUCGAUCGGCUUGGUAACGCAGAGAAACGAGUUGACUGCACGUAUACUUUGCAUUGACUCUAGGUGAAUGACAUCCCUAAGUACUAGCGGUGAGAGUGUGUGUGUGUGUGUGAUUGGUGCCAGGUGUGUCUGAUCAGAACUCCGGGGAUGGUGAGCGCAUGCGUGCAUGAGAAGUGAGUGUUGCAUCUUGGGAAAUUGAGUUCUGAUCUGACUGAGCUGUGACAAUCAUGGUGUUUUAUUUAUGGAGGUUACUGCUUUGAUCAGACAGUGCUUUUGAUUGAUCGAUGUACAAUUUUAUUUAUUUUUAUUACUUGCUCAUAAACAUCAUUUAUGACA
This is a messenger RNA of Ictalurus furcatus (blue catfish), 3783 nucleotides long. It is a transcript of the gene mmut, whose product is annotated as methylmalonyl CoA mutase. The transcript has 13 exons. Gene Ontology annotation, cellular component: mitochondrion. Lineage: Eukaryota; Metazoa; Chordata; Actinopteri; Siluriformes; Ictaluridae. The coding region runs from base 727 to 3006 and encodes 759 amino acids. The record is from RefSeq and is a predicted model, not a curated record. Gene Ontology annotation, molecular function: methylmalonyl-CoA mutase activity; cobalamin binding; metal ion binding.